UUUGUCCGCACAUCCGUUGGUCACACUGGGUGACAUUGAGUUGACUUUUGCAUUAGUUUAAUUAUAAUAUAACUCGAUUUAUCCGCGAAGCAAGUGACCAAACAAGCACCGAAACUUGCACGGGUGCAGUGCGUCACUCCAUCCGCCAAAUCCCGGAGAGAAUGCGCUGUCCCCGCGGCUAAUUACACGAACUCAACGGGUUCUAGCGUGCGAGGUGUUCCGAGGGGAUUCUGUGGAAAUUGGAUUCCGCCUCCUCGUCUCCUCUCCUCUCCUGCACUCACCCAUUGUGCUGAACCACAACAAACGAUCCGAGCUGCUCCGUUCCGAACCGAUCCGCACCGACAUUAUAAAACCGUCCAGAAGAGGAUCCACAAUCGAACCGGCGAUGCGUUCACGCAGCAAUUCGGGCGUCCGCUUGGACUACUACCAGCGCAUCGUGCACCGACUUAUACUGGCCCACCAGGAGCCGGUCACCGGCCUCUUUCCCGCCUCCAAUGUGAAUUCGCACGCGUGGAUCAGGGACAAUGUGUACUGCAUCCUGGCCGUGUGGGGACUGUCCAUGGCGUACAAGAAGAUUGCCGAUCAGGAUGAGGAUCGGGCCAAGUGCUACGAGCUGGAGCAGAGCUGUGUGAAGCUGAUGCGCGGCCUGCUGAUGGCCAUGAUGAACCAAAAGGACAAGGUGGAGAAGUUCAAGAUGACCCAAUCACCCUACGAUUCCCUCCACGCCAAAUACUCCAGCAAGAACGGCCUGCCCGUGGUGGGGGACAAUGAGUGGGGCCAUCUGCAGAUCGAUGCCGUAUCCCUGUACCUGUUGAUUCUGGCCCAGAUGACGGCCUCCGGCCUGCAGAUCGUCUUCUCCCUGGACGAAGUCUCGUUCAUCCAGAAUCUGGUCUUCUACAUUGAGUCGGCCUACUCGAUCCCUGACUACGGCAUUUGGGAGCGCGGCGAUAAGACCAAUCAUGGUGAGCCGGAGCUGAAUGCCAGCUCCAUUGGCAUGGCCAAGGCGGCGCUGGAGGCCAUGAACGAGCUGGAUCUGUUCGGUGCCCGCGGCGGACCGGCCAGUGUGAUCCAUGUGCUGGCCGACGAGGCCCACAAGUGCCAGGCGGUGCUCCAGUCGAUGCUGCCCCGCGAGUCGAACAGCAAGGAGCUGGAUUCCGGGCUGCUGUGCGUGAUCGGCUUUCCUGCCUUUGCCGUGGACGAUGCCCAGUUGAUCCACAACACGAAGGAUGCGAUUCUGUCCCGCCUGCAGGGCAAGUACGGCUGCAAGAGAUUCCUGCGCGACGGUUAUCGCACGCCCAAGGAGGAUCCAUCCAGGCUCUACUACGAGCGCUGGGAGCUGCGCAUGUUCGAGAACAUCGAGUGCGAGUGGCCGCUCUUCUACUGCUACCUCAUCCUGUUCCACGCCUUCCAGAACGACAAGCGUUCGGUGGAGGAGUACGCCAGCCGGCUGGAGAAGAUCAUGGUGCGCUCCGAGGACGGCAUCCUUCUCGUUCCGGAAAGCUAUGCGGUGCCGCAGGAUCUGGUGGGCUUCGAGUACCAGAAGCCGGGAUCCCAGCUCCGCGAGGUGGUCGGUCGGUGUCCCUUCCUGUGGGGCCAGUCCCUCUUCAUCCUCGGCAGACUGCUGCAGGAGGGUUUCCUGGCUGUGGGCGAGCUGGAUCCUCUGAAUCGUCGGCUGGGGGCGCAAAAGAAGCCGGACGUGGUCGUUCAGGUGGUCAUCAUCGCCGAGGACAACGAGAUCCGCGACAAGCUGGCCGAGCACGAUCUGCACGUGCAGACGAUCGCCGAGGUGGCGCCCAUCGAGGUGCAGCCGGCCCGCGUCCUCAGCCACCUGUACACCUAUCUCGGACGCAACCGGAAGCUGGGACUGAGCGGUCGCAAGUCCCGCGACGUGGGCAUCCUCAGCACCAGCAAGCUGUACUCGCUAAAGGAUCGCAUAUUCGCCUUCACCCCGCAGCAUAUCGACUAUGAAGAAUAUUAUACAACACGCGAUCCCGAUUUGCUUGCCAGCAAUUUUACCACAAAUUUAGCAUUCUUGACCAACAAUUGGCGUCACAUGUUGGGCAGGCCGACAAUCACACUAAUGGCAACCCACUAUAUGCUAGAUCAGGACAAGAUACCGCUGGCCAUGAUCCAGACGAUGAGGAAGCUGAAGUCGGGCUACAUCAAUGGCACCCGCGUAAUGCUGGGCAGCCUGAAGGACUUCCUCAACACCUCGGCCAUCACGGACCUGAGCUUCCUGGGCAGCACCGAGGAUGGCUACCCGGACCGCCUGCAUCCGGAUGUGCAGACCUAUCUGGACGAGCACCUGUUGCGCUCGUUCAGCAACCGCAGCACGAUGAACCUGCGCGGCGGACAGCUGCGUCCGAGGACCCUCAGGCGGCGCAUGUCCUGCAAGGGAGCGAUCAAGAAGACGCGUUCCAUUAAUGUGGACUCUGACAAUCUGGGCAUGGAGGGACCUUCGCCGCUCACCGAACGCCGCCUCUCAUCGAUUGUGCCACCGCCCUGGCUGCAGGCCAACAAGCAGAGCCACGUCAGCGUGUUCGCCACCACUCCGGAGGAGGGACCCGCCAGCUCGCCCCUGCAGCAUCUGGGCAACGAGCUGUCCGUCCGCGAGAACAUCUAUCCGGUGGACCCGCACCACAGCCGCUCGGCGAUCGACAGACGCAGCGAGUUUGUCCGCCAGCAAGAGAUAACAGUGCCCAAAAUUCUCAUACAACGCCAUCGUGCCGAAACCAAUUUCGCGGAAACAGAGGUGGAGGAGCUGAUUGCGAUGCUGCGCGAAACGGAGAAUCUCGAGGAGCAGGGCGACAUCCUGCAGUACCUGGUGGACACACAGGGUCUGGACUUUAACACGGAGCUCGAACAAGCGUUUGUGGAUGAGGUGGUGCUGGAACUGGCUGGUGGUGGUGCUGCAGCAGGUGCAGUUGGUUCAGGUGGUUCAGGUGGUUCUGGUUCCAAAAAGAGCCCAACGAUGGCCCUGCCAACGGUGAUCAUCGAAGCUGUUACAAUUCCAGCCCCCAAUAGCAGUGAUCCGGAUAAUGCAGUCAAUUCCAGUUCCGCCAUUGCCAUUGCCACCGCCACCGCCAACAGCAAUAUGCAUUGCAUCGGCAACACGAGCAACGCGAGCAACGUUAGCAGCAGCAGCAACAUCAGCAGCAACAUCAGCAAUCACAACAACAUGAGCCCACAUGAGAAUAACCACGAUUCUUCCCAAUCCGAAGGAAUGCUGGAGGAGGGACGCGUGGUGACCGUGCGGGAUCUGCUGAAGGGACUGUACGAGAAGGCCUGCCAGCAGAAGCUCUGGGGACUCGUCCGCCACACGGCCGGCAUGCUGGGCAAGCGGGUGGAGGAUCUGGCCAAGGCGGUCACCGAUCUGCUCGUCCGGCAGAAGCAGGUCACCGUGGGAAUGCCGCCCAACAACGAGCACACCAUCACGGCACCACUGCCGGAAGUCGAGCUGCGACAGCUCAUCCAUGAUGCCUACGGCGACGAUGAGAGCACGGCGAUGCUGACGCAGGAGCUGAUGGUCUACCUGGCCAUGUUCAUUCGCACCGAGCCGCAGCUGUUCCACGAAAUGCUGCGCCUGCGCGUGGGCCUGAUCAUCCAGGUGAUGGCCAAGGAGCUGUCGCGCACCCUCAACUGCGACGGCGAGGCGGCGUCGGAGCAUUUACUUAACCUCUCGCCCUUCGAGAUGAAGAAUCUCCUGUACCACAUACUCAGCGGCAAGGAGUUUGCCGUCAGCAGCGUGGCGCGUGGCAAUCUGUCCAUUGUGAGCUGCAAGAGCAGCCGCGUCAGCAAGAAGAGCCAGAUCGGUCUGGGCGAUCCGGAGGGCGAGGACGCACUGGUAGCCACCAUUGACGACAGGCAGGGGCAGUGGCUGCGCCGCCGGCGACUGGACGGUGCCCUGAAUCGGGUGCCCCGCGACUUCUAUUCGCGUGUGUGGACCGUGCUGGAGAAGUGCCAGGGUCUGGCCAUCGAGGGACGUGUCCUGCAGCAGAGUCUCACCCAGGAGAUGACACCGGGCGAGCUGAAGUUUGCCCUGGAGGUGGAGACGGCCCUCAAUCAGAUACCACAGCCCGAAUACCGGCAGCUGGUGGUCGAGGCCCUCAUGGUGCUCACCCUCGUCACCGAGCACAAUAUGGUGCCCACGCUGGGCGGCAUCAUUUACGUGGAGCAUCUCGUCCACAAGGCCAACCAGCUGUUCCUCGAGGAUCAGCGCAAGGUGCAGGGCGACGCCACCCUGUGCUGCGCCAAGAUCAAGGACGGCAAGGAGCAGCAGCAGGCCGCCUCCGGAAUGCUUCUCUGCGGCGGCGCCGCCUACAUAUGCCAGCACCUUUACGACAGUGCUCCCAGCGGUAGUUAUGGAACCAUGACCUACAUGUCCCGGGCGGUGGCUCUGGUGCUGGACUGUGUGCCCAAGCACGGCGAGAUGGAGUGCGCCAUCUCCUGAAGCACCCGCUCACUUAAUAAUGCCAAUCUCUGCAACUCUGGACACGUCCGUUCUCCUUCUCGCUCACUCGCACUUUAGCGCAUCUCUCUCUCUCUCUCUUUCGAACCCGCCUUUUACGUCUUUUGUCUCUUUCCUUAUGACCUCUGACCCAAGCCCAUCGAUAAGUUCAGUCAGGGGGCGCCUGUAUAUAUAUUCUUUUGACCAACGUCAACCUCUCCUCCAAAAAAACAAUAUGCAUCUUUAUUUUGUUUUUGACGAAAGGUAUAUAUAAAAAAAAAAAGAAGCCAACCGAAAUCGGGCCAAUUCAGUAUGGUAAUUAGCCCACGUAAAUGUAGACCCUUUUGGAAAGAUACUCCAAGAGUUCAGCCCAAAAAGCGAUCCUAAACCCCCAAUCCUUUUAGUAGGUCAACUCGCGCUGCUCGUUACAAAUUUGUUUUUUUUUUGUACUUGCGGCUGUUUCACAGCGACGACACUUGAUUGUUUUAACUUUUGUAUUUUAAAUGCUCCUAUUUUAUAUUAUACGUUUGAAUUGUAAAGUUGAACACGCAGCAAGAUUUACAAUAAAAAUGUGUUUGCAAUGUU
Molecule: messenger RNA, 5032 nt
Organism: Drosophila elegans
Lineage: Eukaryota; Metazoa; Arthropoda; Insecta; Diptera; Drosophilidae
Product: probable phosphorylase b kinase regulatory subunit alpha
Exons: 12
Coding region: 386-4450 (1354 amino acids)
Biological process (GO): glycogen metabolic process
Cellular component (GO): phosphorylase kinase complex
Molecular function (GO): calmodulin binding
Source: RefSeq, a predicted model, not a curated record